AUGAGUAGUAUAUAUAUCAAAGGGGUUUUUAACCUUAUUGUGAUUCUUGCAGCAAACAUCACAUAUUCUGAGAGAUUGUUGUCAGAGGCUGGUAAUGCAGAAGACAAGUAUUUAGUGAACUUGAAGCCUGUUGAAGACAUUUUUCAGUGCUGUGGUGCAACACACGAAACACGUAAUCGCUACCCGGAUUGCUUUACAGUAAUAUCCGAUUGGUUGGAAUCUACUGGAGAAGCUAUUAUCGUAAUCGAUGUCUUUUUGCUAAUUAUAGAACUGUUUGCAUUAAUUUCUACAUGUAUACUUUGUAAGGCAUUCCGUUAUGAGCGACCAUAUUAUUAUGCGUAA
Messenger RNA from Thelazia callipaeda (thelaziosis nematode), 342 nucleotides. NCBI's taxonomy places the organism in Eukaryota, Metazoa, Nematoda, Chromadorea, Rhabditida, Thelaziidae. The record is from the annotation of a GenBank genome assembly.